Messenger RNA from Notolabrus celidotus (New Zealand spotty), 1028 nucleotides. Its product is annotated as GTPase IMAP family member 7-like. Gene Ontology annotation, molecular function: GTP binding. NCBI's taxonomy places the organism in Eukaryota, Metazoa, Chordata, Actinopteri, Labriformes, Labridae. The transcript is spliced from 2 exons. Bases 1 to 993 code for a protein of 330 amino acids. The record is from RefSeq and is a predicted model, not a curated record.
AUGAGCGGAGCGUACUAUAAAGGGUUCGACGGACUCUCUGAUUCAGAGGAACGCAGGAUUGUUUUGGUGGGAAAGACCGGAGUGGGAAAGAGCGCUGCAGGAAACACCAUCCUGGGCAGAGAGGCGUUCGAGUCGGAGCUGUCCCCGUGUUCCCAGACGGCUGAAUGUCACAAAGCUAAAGGCUCCGUCGACAGUCGGAGGGUCGCCGUCAUCGACACUCCAGGCCUGUUUGACACAAACUUCACCCAAGAGGAAGUGCUGCGGAGGAUCAAGAUGUGCAUCUCUCUGUCAGCUCCGGGUCCUCAUGCCUUCUUAGUGGUGCUUCAGCUGGGCAGGUUCACGCAGGAGGAGAAGGACACCAUCAAGAUGAUCCAGAUCACUUUUGGUGAAGAAGCUGCUGGAUACACGAUGGUGCUGUUCACACACGGAGACCAGCUCAGGAAGCAGACCAUCGAGGGCUACGUGGCUGAGAGUCCUGACCUGAAGGCUCUGAUCCGGACCUGCUACAACCGAUACCACGUCUUCAACAACGAAGUCAAAGACCCCGACCAAGUCAGCCAGCUGCUGGACAAAAUCGACAAGAUGGCCAUGGCUAACGGAGGACGCUACUACACCAACGAGAUGUUCCUGAAAGCAGAGGAGGCCAUCCAGAAGGAGAAGGUCCGCCUCCUGAAGGAGAUGGAGGAGCAGAGGCAGAAGGAGCUGAGCGCACUGAGAGCCAAGGUCGGAGAAGGAAGCACGUACCGCAGGGAGGAGCGGCUGGUGUACAAGAGAUACGAGACUCGCGCCAGGAAGCAGGCGGAGAGAUCCAACGACUUCAUCGCUGCUCCCGCCAUCCUGUUAUCUGCGACCUGCGGCGCCGCUGUCGGAGGGAUUAUUGGCAUCGCAGGAGGUCCCAUCGGGAUCGCAGUUGGAGUUGCAGCUGGAGCAGCUGUUGGAGCUGCAGUUGGAGCUUUAUCAGUCCAGAUCUCAGAGCGAUGCAACGUUCAGUGAGAGGAACCGACCCGGUCCCUCGAUAGCUCUGAAAC